UACACUUCACGCGGAACUAUUUAAACGAACGAGUUCAAAGAAUGACUGACAAGGACUAAGUUUGGAUUGUUCCUGCGCAGUGGUUUUGCGUUCGGUUUUGAAAGAUAAACCUCUGUCUCUUGUUUUGGAUAUAGUCUUAAUUUAAAGGGAAUAAUCAUGCCUGAUCAAUUGACAGUAUCGGAGUUUAUGGACAUUACCAAUGAGGACUAUAAAGCACCAACCACCUCAGUGUUCUGCACGCGCAUGGCUCACUGUCGGAACACAGUGACCGCUUUGGAAGAGGCGUUGGAUUUGGACCACAGUGUACUGCAUAAAAUGAAGAAGUCUGUCAAGGCAAUAAACAGCUCUGGUCUGUCUCAUGUAGACAAUGAGGAGCAGUACAUCCAGGCACUGGAGAGGUUUACGGAUAAUACUGUGUACAAAGACGACCCUGAGAUGCCCAUUUACUUUCUCACGUUUGCUGAUUUCACCAAGGAGCUCACUGGUCUCUUUAAGAACCUGCUGCAGAACAUGAAUAACAUCAUCACUUUCCCACUAGAAAGUCUGAUGAAAGGAGACCUUAAAGGAGUGAAAGGGGAUUUGAGAAAGCCUUUUGACAAAGCAUGGAAGGAUUACGAAACCAAAUUAAGCAAGAUUGAGAAAGAAAAGCGGGAGCAUGCCAAACAGCACGGGCUGAUUAGGACAGAGUUCAGUGGAGGAGAGAUUGCGGAAGAGAUGGAGAAAGAAAGACGCCUCUUUCAGCUCCAGAUGUGUGAGUAUCUGAUUAAAGUGAAUGAAAUAAAAGUCAAGAAGGGGGUUGACCUGCUCCACAACCUGAUCAAAUACUUUCAUGCCCAGUGCAAUUUCUUUCAGGAUGGAUUAAAAAUUGUGGAUAAUCUUAAACCUUUCAUGGAAAAACUUGCUACGGACUUGACAGCAAGCAAGCAAACACAGGAUGCAGAGAGGAAACAGCUGAUGCAGCUCAGAGAGAUUCUGAAAUCUUCCUUACAGUCAGAAUCUAAGGAGGAAUGUCAGUCAAAGCAGAAUUCAGGCUACAGUCUCCACCAGCUCCAGGGCAAUAAAGCUCAUGGGACUGAGCGCUCUGGAAUGCUCCUCAAACGCAGCGAGGGGCUGAGGAAGGUUUGGCAGAAAAGGAAGUGCUCUGUGAAAAAUGGAUUGUUGACUAUUUCUCAUGGAACGGCCAAUGCACCUCCAGCAAACCUCAACCUCUUAACCUGCCAAGUGAAGUGCAACCCUGAUGAGAAAAAAUGCUUUGAUCUCAUAUCGCAUGACAGAACAUAUCACUUCCAGUCAGAGGAUGAGGCAGAGUGUCAAAUCUGGGUGUCUGUGCUCCAGAACUGUAAAGAAGAGGCAUUGAACAACGCCUUUAAGGAUGAUCAGAAUGAGGGUGAGAACAACAUCGUACGGGAGUUGACCAAGGCCAUUGUGGGAGAAGUGAAGAAGAUGAGCGGCAAUGAUGUGUGCUGUGACUGCGGAGCUUCCCGCCCAACAUGGCUCUCCACGAACCUGGGUGUGUUAAUUUGCAUUGAAUGUUCUGGAAUCCAUCGGGAAAUGGGUGUACACUACUCCAGAAUACAGUCUCUAACGCUGGAUGUCUUGGGCACAUCAGAACUCCUGCUUGCCAACAGUGUGGGCAAUGUGGGUUUCAAUGAAAUCAUGGAGGCAAACCUGUCAGCAGAGAUCCCAAAACCCAACCCUUCUAGUGACAUGCAGGUACGAAAAGAUUUCAUCACAGCCAAAUACACAGAGAAACGCUUUGCACAGCGGAAGUAUGCAGACAAUGCAGCCCGGCUACACAAAUUGUGUGAUGCGGUGAAAACCCGGGAUAUUUUCACCUUAAUCCAGGUGUACACUGAAGGUCUGGACCUGAUGGAAACCAUUAAUCAGAGUAAUGAACAUGAACCAGGUGAGACAGCGCUACAUCUUGCAGUACGAAUGGUGGAACGGAACUCUCUUCAUAUUGUGGAUUUCCUCGUACAAAACAGUGGGAAUUUAGACAAACAGACAGCCAAAGGAAGCACAGCUCUGCACUACUGUUGCUUGAAUGACAAUAGUGAAUGCAUGAAGUUGCUACUGCGGGGAAAGGCGUCAGUCACCAUAACAAAUGAUGCAGGAGAGACUCCUCUGGAUCUGGCCCAGCGUCUCAGACACUCAAAAUGUGAACAGCUGCUGACCCAGGCACAGACAGGGAAGUUUAAUGCCCAUGUGCAUGUGGAGUAUGACUGGCGUCUGCAUAACAAUGACCUGGACGAGAGUGAGGAUGAGAUGGAGGACAAGCCCAUCCCCAACAGGCGAGAGGAGCGUCCACUUAGCUGUAUUGUUCCAGGCAGUGGUCCUAUGAUGCCCAACAUGAGUGCACUGGCACGGGAUGUGGUUAACACUGUGAAAGACAAGCAGAGGCCGUUCAUUCCUAGCAUGAUUUGCAAUGAGACUUACGGCACUAUGCUUGACAUUAGUCCUCCAUCGCUAGGUUUACGUGGGGUACCUAGUAUCCCCCCACUGCCCACUCGUACCUUAGGAAGAGGGUGGAGUACUCCUAUGGAAGUGGUCGGGAGGCAGAGGUCCUCUUCAGACCCUCAGACUCCAGAGAUGAACAACUCAGUAUAUGUGCUCCCCCCUGCUCCCCCACCUCCUCUGCCUCCUCCUCCGGUCAAGAGGCCACUGCCUCCAGAUCCUAAGGCGACUCGACCCCAAGUGCAUCUAGUCCCACCUGCACCAUCUGCACCCCCAAUUAUACCACCUGCCCCAGCUAGACCACCGCCUGUAGUGCCACCUGCUCCCGUAUUGCCCCCUUCAUUUUCAUAUAAACCCACACCUCUACCUCUUAUACCACAGCCAAAAGCCCCUGCACCCGAACCAACUAAAUCCCCCUCUAGGGAUCCUGUUGGUCCUUUUUGUAAAGACAUAAAUGUAAAUAAAGCACCACCCAGCAUGCCUCAACCAAGUGACAAAACAGACUCUGGGCCAUCGGUCGCCUCCACCCCGGCCUCGGCUCCUGCUCCCAAACCCAGAAUGGCCCCUACUAAACAGAAACUUAAGAGGGUAAAGGCUCUCUAUAACUGUCAAGCUGAUAACCCAGAUGAACUGUCCUUCUCUGAAGGAGAGGUGAUAAUAGUGGAUGGAGAGGUGGAAAAAGACUGGUGGGUGGGCCACAUUGACGGGGAGCCAAACAGGAAGGGAGUCUUCCCCAUCUCGUUUGUUCACUUCAUCACUGACUGAUGUCCUACACUGACGUCUCAAUAAAGCCACAGGCUUAUUACACUUUUUGUUGGACAAAAACAGAGACCAUGCCAUGCAUUAUUUAAUAAUGAUUCAUCAUCAGACAACUUCAUAGAUGAAUGGACAUUUUAAGUUGCACAUGUUUACUAAUGGUAGCAUAUGGGACAUUCUCAAAAUGUGUAACACCAACAUAAGAUAAAUGACCUCAGGACUGCCUGGCCAUAACUGUAUCUUGAUCAAUGUUCUGUUUAAAGAAAUAGUUCACUUAAAAUAAAUCACAAUUCUAUUGUCAA
Messenger RNA from Xyrauchen texanus (razorback sucker), 3512 nucleotides. RefSeq names its product arf-GAP with SH3 domain, ANK repeat and PH domain-containing protein 2-like. Gene Ontology annotation, molecular function: GTPase activator activity; protein binding. The record is from RefSeq and is a predicted model, not a curated record. Gene Ontology annotation, biological process: positive regulation of GTPase activity. NCBI's taxonomy places the organism in Eukaryota, Metazoa, Chordata, Actinopteri, Cypriniformes, Catostomidae. The transcript has 28 exons. The coding region runs from base 157 to 3219 and encodes 1020 amino acids. Gene Ontology annotation, cellular component: cytoplasm.